AUGUCUAGAAGACUGAAAAAAACUAAUCUAUUUGCAAAAGACGUAAGCUCAUUAUUAUAUGCCUAUGGUGAUGUACCACACCCAUUAUCAGAAACAGUUCAAUGUUUAGAUGAACUUGUAUCAGCAUACUUAGUUGAUAUUUGCACUAUAGCUCAUGGGGUUGCCCAAAAUUCAUCAAGAAAUAAGCUCAAAUUGGAAGAUUUUAAAUUUUCAUUGCGGAAAGAUCCAGUCAAAUUAAGUAGAGCUGAAGAACUUAUUGCCACUAAUAAGCUUAUCAUUGAAGCCAAGAAACAGUUUAAUGAAAAUGAUCAGCAAUCUUUAAAAAGGUUUAGAACUGAAGAAGAUGACGAACGAAUAGAGGAAGAAGAGGAAGAGGAAGAGGACAAUGAUGACCAUGAAAGCUCAGCUACAAAAACUGACCGUCCACUAGCAAAGAAACAAAAAUCUACGACCCAGAAGAAUUCUAAAUAG
Molecule: messenger RNA, 471 nt
Organism: Henningerozyma blattae CBS 6284
Lineage: Eukaryota; Fungi; Ascomycota; Saccharomycetes; Saccharomycetales; Saccharomycetaceae
Gene: TAF13
Product: Taf13p
Exons: 1
Coding region: 1-471 (156 amino acids)
Biological process (GO): transcription by RNA polymerase II; RNA polymerase II preinitiation complex assembly
Cellular component (GO): transcription factor TFIID complex
Molecular function (GO): protein heterodimerization activity
Source: RefSeq, a predicted model, not a curated record